Molecule: messenger RNA, 567 nt
Organism: Suncus etruscus (white-toothed pygmy shrew)
Lineage: Eukaryota; Metazoa; Chordata; Mammalia; Eulipotyphla; Soricidae
Product: 60S ribosomal protein L10-like
Exons: 3
Coding region: 1-531 (176 amino acids)
Biological process (GO): translation; ribosomal large subunit assembly
Cellular component (GO): ribosome; cytosolic large ribosomal subunit
Molecular function (GO): structural constituent of ribosome
Source: RefSeq, a predicted model, not a curated record
AUGGGGCUGGGUAGGUUUAGGGGCUCCGAGGGGCCGGUCUGGGCCAGCUGGGGCGGCAGGUCCUUGCGUGGCGGGAACCUGGACAGGUCGGGGGUCCGAGCACCUGUCAUUCCGAGCACCAGGGCAUCUGGGGUCAAGUUCACGAGCUCCCCGGGGCAGAACACGGAUGCUCUCAACAAGCACGGAGGAUACCUAGAGGCUGGCAAAGCACAGCAAUUCCAAACAGGUAUGCGGGGAGCCUUUGAAAAGCCCCAGGGCACUGUAGCCAGAGUCCACAUAGGACAAGUCAUCAUGUCCAUCUGCACCAAACUGCAGAACAAGGAACCUGUGAUUGAGGCUCUGUGCCGGGCCAAGUUCAAGUUUCCUGGUCGCCAGAAGAUCCAUAUCUCCAAGAAGUGGGGCUUUACCAAGUUUAAUGCAGAUGAGUUUGAGGACAUGAUGGCUGAGAAGUGCCUCAUCCCAGAUGGCUUUGGAGUCAAGUACAUCCCAAAUCGUGGGCCGCUAGACAAAUGGCAUGCGCUGCACUCCUGAGCACCUUAGUGUGGGCUUCUGAUCUCUGCUCACCAC